AACUAUUUUACUUUUCUCUACGAUUUUAAGUUAUUGUUAGAAACUAAAGUACAAUGUCCAUUGAUAAAGCCUGUUGCUGCUUAUGCUAUACUCCAAGCUAUGAUUUCAAGUUGAUACAAAAUGAAACAGGAGAGUGUAACGAAGUAUACGACGUUACCGUUAAGUACUUCGAUCCUAUGCUUCUGUCUGAGGAUCAAACAGGAGCUCUCACUACGCAGUCGUUGGCCAAAGUUUUAUGCUCAGAAUGUUGGAGACAUAUCGCCGAGUUUCAUGAAUUUCAGUUAAAUGUUAUUAAGACUCGAGAUCUUAUGUGUGGCACCAUUAAUAAGGUGGUCCCGGAAAUGGUUGUGCUGCCUGCAGAAAAUAAAAACUUCUAUAGUGAAGACGAAUUUUCUGACAAGGAGCCUAUUGGAUACGAUUCAGACAAUGAUGAUGAUGAUGUUCCUUUAACAGAGCUAUUUAAAUCUAAAAAGUUGCAAAGGAGUAUGACCAUCGAAUCAAAAAAUAAGAGAAUAAGGGGUGCAGGAGUGUCUACAUCUAAAAAUAAAAACCCAGAAGACGACUUCGACAUUGCAAAAAAUGCAUCGAUUGCGGAAAACAAUGAAUUAGAUUGGGAAAAGGUAAAAACGCCGUCCGAAACGGAAUGUGAAACAAGAGUAAAUAUCAAAGAAGAAACUUCAAAGGAGGUUGAAGGUGAUUGCACCGGCACAAUGGGAUUCGAAGCAGAUUCAUCUACACAAAAUAACGCCAACCAAGAUAGUAUUAACGUAUCUAAUGUAGCCGAUGAAGGUAACAAAGGAAGCAUAAAAUUGUCCCGCAGAGGAAGGAAGCCUAAAUCUAAAAUUAUGCCGGUGACUAAAACAACAUCAGAUGCUAAGCCCAAAAAAGCUACCAAACCCAAGGUUGGUAAAAUUCGCAAACAAGUAAAAGAUCCAAACAAGAAAUCAUACAUGGACAAAUGCAGGGAGAAUGAUUUAUUUAUUGCCCAAUGGAAACCAAAUUUAGACUGCGAUUUAUGUCCCGACACAGCAACCAAUUUCAAUGCAUUACGCGAGCAUUUCCGAGCUGUCCACAAAACCCGAUGUUACAUUAAAUGUUGUGACCGUAAAUUCUAUCGACGUUGUGUAUUAAUGGAUCACAUAAGUCUUCACAUAAAUCCUGAAAUUCACAAGUGUGACAUAUGCGGAAAAUCUAGCACUACAAAGCAUAAUUUGAAAUUGCACAAACAAGUUAUGCACGGGACAUUGAAUCAGUUUGAAUGUGAUGUAUGUCACAGACUAUUCAAUCAAAAACCAACACUAGAUCGCCAUCUUUUAACACAUGUAAAAGGCGAGAACCAAUUCUUUUGCAAGGAGUGCGGCAAGGGUUACGUUUUGGAAGUUCAGUUAAAUUCCCACAUCAAAACAGUACAUGGGGUCGAUUGUGUGUGCGAUCAAUGUGGUAGAACGUUUCAUGGAGCGAAUGCUCUCAAAAAGCAUUUGAUGGACCAUGCUGGUAUUCCUAAGCGAAAAUAUCCCUGUGAUAUAUGUGGGGCUCAACUAAAUACGAACAAUAAUCUUCGGCGACAUAAGGCUGCCUAUCAUCAUGACGGAUCUACAGCAUAUAUUUGCAGUGUAUGUGGUAAAGUGUCGUCAAGUGAAAAUGCUCUUAAAGCACACAAAAAGCGAGUUCAUGAAGAAAAUAAGAAACAUAAAUGCACUUACUGCGAUAAAGCUUUUAAAAGACCAAAAGAUUUGAGAGAACACAUUGCCACACACACAGGUAUUGAUUUAUACCAAUGUCCUCAUUGUCCCCAAACUUUCAAAGUUAGCGCAAACAUGCAUCAUCAUCGAAAAAGGGUACACCCCAUCGAAUGGGAAGAAGCAAGAAAACAUCGCCUUGAAUUGCCUAAGGUUAACAUAAUGGAAGUUACCAAUCAAAUUGUCCUGUAGAUUCGAAUGCCUAAUUGGCGUAAUUGUAUAUGUCUAUAAUUAAGUAUAUUUUAAUUAGUAACUAGAUUGAUUUUCCAUUAAGUACUUUUUCGAGAAUAAUUUCGUAUUCAGUAAUGUACCUGUAAUACGAUUUAAAUUUUA
Molecule: messenger RNA, 2072 nt
Organism: Stomoxys calcitrans (stable fly)
Lineage: Eukaryota; Metazoa; Arthropoda; Insecta; Diptera; Muscidae
Product: transcription factor grauzone-like
Exons: 2
Coding region: 54-1931 (625 amino acids)
Cellular component (GO): nucleus
Molecular function (GO): zinc ion binding
Source: RefSeq, a predicted model, not a curated record